Messenger RNA from Ceratotherium simum simum (southern white rhinoceros), 3042 nucleotides. Lineage: Eukaryota; Metazoa; Chordata; Mammalia; Perissodactyla; Rhinocerotidae. The record is from RefSeq and is a predicted model, not a curated record.
UGCAGCCGGCUCGUCCCGCCCCUGCCUCUGAGUGAUAGGACCGUGGACAGCAACAUUGCCAGCCGGACACGAAGUUUGUCGGCCCUUGCCUUGGCUGAGCUGAGUAAGAAAAAGCAACAAAGAAUAUUAUUAUUGGUAUCUGGAAUUGAAUUUUCCAGGAAUGUGAGCACAGCUUCCUCGGUAAAGAUCUUGCCUUUGGAAACAUCUCACCCGUUGGCAGCUCUCCAGAGUUCAGACUUGGCAGCGUCAAGGACACAACGCAAGCAGGCAUUUUGGAGAUCAAAGAUGGGUAGAAAAGAUGCCUCCACUGUAAAACUUCCUGUUGAUCAGUACAGAAAGCAAAUUGGUAAACAGGAUUAUAAAAAAACCAAACCUAUUUUACGAGCAACCAAAUUAAAAGCAGAAGCAAAGAAAACAGCAAUAGGCAUAAAGGAAGUCGGCCUCUUACUUGCAGCUAUAUUGGCCCUCCUACUGGCUUUUUAUGCGUGCUUUUAUCUCAGACUGUCCACAGAUGUUGACCCUGGUCUGGAACCAGAUGAAGAUUAGCUGAGCAGCAAUCAAUGCAUGAAAAGGGAAGUAAUUUUAUAAAAGCACUUCGUGGGACCAAUGCUUUCCUAAGAACUGAAGCAGCAACAUCUUGAAUUCUUUCUGCUGGUAUUUUCAGUUUGCAGAAAUAUCUUUUUAAAUAGUUGCAUAGAGUAUCAAGAAAAGAACCUCACCUAGCAAUGUAGUGUAACGUAUGCUGCCAGAUACUUUUAUAAAUCUUUCUACUUUGACAGGCAACCUAUUCAUGGUGCAUUUAGAUAAAAUGGAAAACAGAUCCUAAAUUCUUCAGCUGUCUUAGCCAAUUUAUGUGUAUAACUCCAUCACUUACAAAUUACUAAAUCUAUUUUUGUUCCAUAUAUGUCAUGAAUAAAAGUAUAUAUCCUCACUUACAGAAACAUCCCCAAAUCACAUACAAAGCCUAAGAACGAACGAAAAGUCAUGGGAAAUUUUUUGUUUUACAAAGAAGCCCUGCUUUCUUUCCAGACGUAUUUUCUAUCAUUAGAGAGACUAUCUGCACAUACAUCUACAGUAAUCUUUUUCCUUCUUUGCCAACUGUUCAGUGCACAUGUGCUCCAUCAGAAAUGGCACCUGGAUGACAGAAGCUCAAAGAGUCACAUAUGUCUAAAAUAGAGCUCCUUUCCUCUUGGGCUGUCUGAACUGGUGUAAAUAGGAAGUUCAGUUGAUCUUGAUUUUAAUUAACUUAUUACUCUAUUAAGAUAAACUUGGAAUUCUAUUUUAAUUAUGUUGUGCUGGCUGCUUGCAGUAUCAGUUUGCCCCUCUUGUUAGGGAGAUAUGUAACAAUCUGUCAUUUAAUUGUGCAAUCUUUUUCACACAACAGUAAUAGCAGAAGUCUUAUCUACUCAGAAUCAUUUUUCUUGGGUUGUCUCUUAAAUCUGAACAAUACAGAGUUGUUUUACAAAAUUACAUUUUGUCUCUUGAGAGUUAAUCAAUUAGAUCUUUUUUGUGAAAAAUAAAUAAUAGAAAAAAUAUAUCUCAUAUUACUUGCAUAUGUAGUUCUCUGUUUAUAUAAUUUUUCAAGAUAUUUUGUAUUUUGGGAGUAUAAUGACCAAUAUAUUCAAUAUUUUUACUGGUAAUGGAAUUUUUUUAUAUUUUUAGAACCCAUGAAUACAUAAAGCUUAGAAAAUGGAAAAAUAUGUCCACAGCAGAGUUGUUAGCUCUACUACCUUAUAUAAAAACAUGUAGAAAAUGAAUAGUUUGAAACAUGCACAAAACGUUUUACGGUACAUACAUUGUAUUUAUGAAGAGUAAAUAAAAUGUUAAGAUUGAUUCCAUACUCGCCAAGAGAAGAAAGCAAUGAUAAAUACCCUAGAUAUUCCUUGAAACUUUUGCGAAUAGUUGAAUAUGACUGUGUAGCAUUAUGUUCUGUAGAAUUUUUUCAAGUAACAUAAUUUAUUUCAUCAGUGUGAAAACAGCCAAAAGUUCCAAUAUCCUCACAGAUCAUUUAUGCCAAACAUCUGAGGGCAAAAUUUAGCCAGUGUUAUUUACUGAAUUCUUCCCCUUGAAAUCACAAACUCAAGAGACAGACCAAGAGUUCUUAUAUACUCGCCACAGUGGACCAAUCCAAGUGGCAUUUUUAGGAAAGGUUGCAGCAUUUAAUGCCAUGUGGUAUGUCUGUUCUUGAAGUGGGUGGCAAGGGAGUAUCCAAGCUGGCAUUUUGGAUGUGAUGGGCCUUUUUCUUUCCUGAGUGACGUGCCACAUGGCAGGAAAUACUGCUUCCCCACUCCUAUCGCAUUUAUGUGAACCAUUUUCAUUUAGUUAUUUCCCCUCCCAUAUGGUGUUAACAACAGUCAGAUCAAAUAAAGAUUAUAUCUAAGUUCAGUGGUAAUUUAAAUGAGAGGAUAUGUAAUAAUUAUUUAUUAGAUAUGUAUCCAAGUGAGAUAUAACAGAAUUUACAGUAUUUGAAAUAGAUGAUUAUACUCUUGGAAAUGUUUGAAAACUCAUUACCCUGAAAAAAACUUUGCUAUUGUGUUCUGCUCUUGAGGUGUGCUUUUGGAGAAAAAAAUGUUGUUUCUGAUAGUAUUAAGUAUUAGUCUAGACAUAGUAUAAUUAUAGGCAAGUUUCAUUACCUAGUUUUAUUGAUACCCUGAGUCUAUGCCUAGUCCCUUUCUAUGACUGAUUGACUUAUGAUGGCUCCAGAGAAUUGUUAAAUCCCAAAGGCUAAACUCUGAUUUUAAUAAACAGCCAGUAAAGUGAGACAAUGUAUAUUUACACAACACUAUUUUCGUGAAAUGCAAAUUUUUCAAACUCACAUUAACUGGGGAGCAGCCGAUCCUCUGUAGAGAAAUCCAAGAUUGAGGUGUGGUUUGAAUCUUUGAAAACAGAGAGGUGAUAUCUGGCCUGCAUUUUCAGGAGGCCGUACUUUUGAAUAGUGGGUGGUGUUUGGCGUAAAUCUAAGACUAGCACCAGACGCAAAUUUUAGGUGUGCGUUUUUCCCCUCCAAUAAGUCACUGCUCAGAGUAAUCCAGAAGACAAAAA